UUUCUCUCUCUCUCUCUCGUCUCGUCUCGUCUCGUCUUUGAAACGCUCACAAUAAACCCUAACGUCUUCUUCGAUCUUCUUCUCCGAUGGAAGCUCCGGAGUACCUUCAUGGCGGAUUGUGCCGUGGCGGCGGCUCUCAGUACCCGGCCGACAAGCAAGGGGACCAGUUUGCUGUUGAGGACCUGCUUGAUUUCUCCAACGAGGACGAUGAUGAGGAGGAACCCAUCGUUUCCGACGUCCAUGCCGAUGAGGGGGGAUCACAUGCCUCAGGUGGGAGCUGCGGUGAUUCAUCGUCGGCGUCCAUGAUCACCGCCGUGGAUAGUUGCAACUCAUCGCUCUCCGGCUAUGGUGCUCGGUUCUCCGGUGAAUUCUCUCUCUCCGGCGACCUUUGUGAACCGGUGUACGAUGAGCUCGCGGAUCUGGAAUGGCUUUCGAACUUGGUAGAAGAGUCGUUCUCCAGCGAGGACAUGGAGAAGCUUCAGCUCAUCUCCGGCGUCAAGGCCUCAUCGGCGUCAACCCCAGCCGACGGCGACGUUUCCGCCGCCGCAUCUCAGCCACGCUUCCUCCCAGAAACUCCCGUCCCCGGCAAAGCCCGUAGCAAACGAUCCCGUGCCGCACCUUGUAACUGGUCCUCCCGCCUUCUCGCCCUCUCCCCUCUUGAUUCCCCCACCGCCGACGAUGCAGCCGCCUCCCCCGCCGCCGUCUCUGAGAUUCCGGUUAAGAAACCCACGGCGGCGAAGAAGAAGAAGGAUCCAUCGGAAGGCCCGACAUACGCCGCAUCCGACGGGCGUAAGUGCUUGCACUGCCAAACGGAGAAGACGCCGCAGUGGAGGACGGGGCCGAUGGGGCCGAAGACGCUCUGCAACGCGUGCGGCGUCCGGUAUAAGUCCGGCCGGCUCGUGCCGGAGUACCGACCGGCUUCGAGUCCUACUUUCGUGCUUUCCAAGCACUCCAAUUCUCAUCGGAAAGUGCUUGAACUACGGCGCCAGAAGGAUGUCCUUCACCAGCAGCAGUUCCUCAUCUCCACCGCCGGCGGCUACGACUCCGUUCCCGGCGAUGACUUCUUGAUCCACCACCGCAUCGGCCCCGAUUUCCGUCAGCUCAUCUAAAACCCUAGUUCCUCCAUUGCUAGGUAGGUUCACUAGCUCUAGCUCUUGUUCUUUGUGUCCCUUUUUUCUUUGU
Molecule: messenger RNA, 1182 nt
Organism: Dioscorea cayenensis subsp. rotundata (Guinea yam)
Lineage: Eukaryota; Viridiplantae; Streptophyta; Magnoliopsida; Dioscoreales; Dioscoreaceae
Product: GATA transcription factor 12-like
Exons: 2
Coding region: 87-1109 (340 amino acids)
Biological process (GO): positive regulation of DNA-templated transcription
Cellular component (GO): nucleus
Molecular function (GO): zinc ion binding; sequence-specific DNA binding
Source: RefSeq, a predicted model, not a curated record